UCCUCCUUUUGGGCUUGCAAGGGGAACGGAGAGGGUCGAGUCGAACUUUGCAGCAGCAGGUUUAAAGGCUUCGGCAGAACACACUCUGCCUGUCUUGUGCCGCUCCAUUUGGGGUGUCGCUCAACCUUCGAUGCCAAUGGGGCUCUUCCCUCUUAGCUCUCCUGCUCCCGUACUAUCUCUGGGUGAGAUUCAGCAUUUCGUGUCCACUGGAAGACAAUCCUGCUCGCGAGAUGAACGAUAUCUGCACCAUUCGCAAGUGCUGCCUAGUUUGAUUACAUUUUAGGGUGCAGAAGGAAUGUCGCGAAGUCAGAACUCUGCGGCUAGCCAUAAACUGAAAGCUUGGAGGUGAAACGGUGGAGAACCUAGGUGACAACGAGAGAGAGCACGCUGGAAUGCUUUUCAUGCAAUACGCUUGGAUGUGUUCUAGCGUGCCCUCUACCGUUGUCGCCAAACAUCUUCUCCAUGACUUCUCCUCUCGUCUGUAUUCAUGUUCUAUGAGCCUGCAGUUAGUGUUGUAUUUCACUGUACGCUUUCGAUUUGGCAGUGAGUGGAGCAAGAAACUCAUGCUCCAGAUAAUCCUCAAAUCUGUUCAGUGCUGCCGACUACGGUUGGUGCAUGAUCACCGUGAGGUCGUGUUCGUCAGCAGUUCGAUUGUCCUAAGCGUCAAGUUGACUGGUUUGAGAUUGAUCGGAGCUGAAAUCGAUAUCCUGCUUCUCCAAAGUGAGGUUGCUCCGGAUUAAGACUGCAUAAUGCUUAGUUAAUAUUCCUGCAAGCAAACUUGCUCAGUGGAAAGUAGUAGUCUUUUCAUCUUUGCUAAAACCCAGGAUGAGCUGCUGCUCUGUUGUUAAGUACCCACAAGCCAUGACCCUCCAAGUAUUCCUUAAUGAGUAUAAUAUUUUUUCCUGAAGGCUUUAACUCCUUCACCACUUGUCCUGUAUAAUUCAUUCAAUUCGCAUGCAUACUGUACUCUUGUAA
Molecule: messenger RNA, 975 nt
Organism: Physcomitrium patens
Lineage: Eukaryota; Viridiplantae; Streptophyta; Bryopsida; Funariales; Funariaceae
Source: RefSeq, a predicted model, not a curated record